UGCUAUGGAGGUGUACUCAGGUCUACCCAGGGCAUCCAUUCUAUCUACAUAUGUAUCCCUCUCGACUUUUUAAUUUUUCAUAAUUCUAAUAUAUCUCAUAUACCAACUACAGUACCUAAAAGAAUCAAAUUCGUCUCACUUAACUUUUUUCAAAGCUACAAAAUAACCUCAGGAAGUCUGACAUCUAGCCUACCUAGUGAUGGAUCCAUCACUCUUCGGGACUAUCAUCCAAGUCGAGUCUAAACCCAACUUACAUGAACAUGUUCUCCCAACGACCCCUAAAAGGGUAGUUUCCAGAACCUAUCCAGCAGUCCCUCAGGACGACUCCAUCGAGCUUGAUUCCCUACGGAGCUUUCGCAAUGGCGUUAACACCUCUGCUCCCACAACUCCUCGCACUGAGCGCGAUCUGGAGAUGAGCUACCCAGGGACCCCAGUUGAGCCAUUGGAGCCAGUAGAUGCCGUCGAUGCCCUCCCAACUCUUAACAACCCCCCUAUGAAUAAAUACAGGCUGGCAUCUUGCUGCUUUCAAACCUUCCUAGGCGGAUUGACUGAUUCUGCCCCUGGUGCUUUGAUUCCUUAUAUGGAAACUCACUAUAAUAUCGGAUAUGCUGUAGUAUCCCUUAUCUUUGUGGGCAAUGCACUGGGCUUCAUCGUGGCCGCAGCUUUCGUCGAUAAGAUCCGGCAACGACUAGGACGGGCCAAGGCCAUCGCCGUGUCCAUGGUCUGUAUAGCCCUUGGCUUCAUCCCCUUGGUCUGUGCUGCCCCAUUCCCAUCGAUUGUCAUCGCCUAUUUCUUCAUCGGCUUCGGCACCGCCAUCGCACUGGCUAUCGGCAACGUGUUCUGCGCAAACCUACAGAAUGGCACCACCAUGCUGGGAGCCAUGCACGGGUCCUACGGUAUCGGCGGCACGAUCGGGCCACUCGUCGCCACGUCCAUUGUGUCUACAGGGUCCAUAUGGAGCCGAUACUAUCUCCUGACUUUGGGGUUCACCCUCUGGAAUCUCUGCUUCUCGACUUGGUCAUUCUGGGACUAUGAGAAGGAGCUUGGAGAGUUCCACGCGCUAUCGGAAACUACUUCUCGGGGAAUGGAUCAAGUGGCCGGUAUGCUCCUCGCCAUCAAGUCCAGGGUGGUGGUAUUGGGCGCAGUCUUUAUCUUCGCCUAUCAGGGAGCUGAGGUGUCCAUCUCCGGAUGGGUUAUUUCCUUUCUCAUUACUGCCCGUAACGGCGAUCCGUCAUCGGUCGGAUACGUGACAUCAGGCUUCUGGGCUGGUAUCACGUUGGGCCGCUUCGUGCUCUCUCCUAUUGGCUCCAAGGUGGGCGAGAAGCUAUUCGUUUAUCUGCUGGUGGCUGGUGCGACCGUCUUCCAGCUGCUGGUCUGGCUGGUGCCCAAUAUCAUCGGCGAGGCCGUUUCGUUGGCUAUUGUUGGGUUGCUGUUAGGCCCCAUCUAUCCUUGCGCCGCAGCCCUCUUCACGCGCAACCUAUCACGUCGCGAGCAGGUCAAUGGAAUGAGCAUUAUCAGCGCGUUCGGCAGUUCGGGCGGAGCGAUCACACCCUUCACUACCGGUCUGUUGGCCCAGGCAGCUGGUACCUUCGUUCUCCACCCCAUCGCUAUCGGCUCGUUCGCAAUCAUGACGCUUUGCUGGUUUGGGCAACCUGGUACUAGGAAGAGGACGGAGUGAUAGGCUGUUUUUCUAUUUAAGAUGGAAUAUUCACGUAUCCAGUGCGAUAAUGACGGAAGGAAAAAAAGAAUUGGAGGGUGAUCGGUCAGGUUAUAAAAAGUAGCUAGGUAGUUUUCAAUGUAAUAGGACAACAAAUCAUCCGAAAGUAGACCUGAGCCAUUUUAA
Hypoxylon fragiforme is the source of this 1843-nucleotide messenger RNA. RefSeq names its product major facilitator superfamily domain-containing protein. NCBI's taxonomy places the organism in Eukaryota, Fungi, Ascomycota, Sordariomycetes, Xylariales, Hypoxylaceae. The transcript has 2 exons. Gene Ontology annotation, molecular function: transmembrane transporter activity. Bases 200 to 1678 code for a protein of 492 amino acids. Gene Ontology annotation, cellular component: membrane. Gene Ontology annotation, biological process: transmembrane transport. The record is from RefSeq and is a predicted model, not a curated record.